AUGGAGUUACAAAGUAAAAAUAGUUUUGUUGAUAAUAAUCGGUCAAUGAGAAUAUGUUGUGUAGUUGGAUGUAGCAAUUCGGAAAAAAAAAAUCCAGAAUUGAGUUUCUAUUCUUUUCCUGGACGUAAUUAUGAAGUUGAGAGGAAACAAAAAUGGAUAGCUGCCGUAAGGCGUUUAAGCGAAGGAAAUAAACUGUGGCAACCGACAGCCAAUUCUCGAAUAUGCAGUGCGCAUUUUGACGGAGGCUAUGAUUCAACAUUCAAUCUAACCCAAAAUGAUUCAUCGACCUUGGUAGAAACUUCUGACAUUUGUAUACAAACUGACAUAACUUUGGAUAUUCCACAAAAUAUUAAUAUCAUUCACUUAUUUUGUUCUUCUGAUGGUAACGAUAAAAGUACACAAACAGAUAUACAGUUGACUAGCUACCACACAAUCAAAGAGAAGGUAGUUGUAGAAGAUCAGGAAAUACAAGAAGAGAUAAGUAAAUUGAAUAAAAACUACAAAAGUGUAGCUUGUGGAUCAGAUUUAGAGAUGAGGGAUUAUUUCACAGGAUUUGCUGGUAUCACAAGUGAGCAAGAUUUAAAAAUUUUGACUGGAAUAAAAUUCGACUUCUUUAAUCAUCUGUUAAAGUUUAUAAUACCUGAAAAGGAUGGGCAACCACAGUUCUUUAAAACACUAUCUACAGAAGAUCGUUUGUUAUUAUUUCUGAUGAAAUUAAAACUAGGAAUAAGCUUUUCUGCAAUCGGAUUACUUUUUGGAGUGAGCAGACAAACAGUUUCAAAUAUAUUUUUUAGCGUACUGGAGACUGUCUAUAAAAAUGUAAAAAAAUGGAUAUUUUGGCCAUCUAAGGAAGCUGUAAAACAGACUAUGCCAGAUACCUUUGUCAACUAUCCCGAUUGCAGAGUGAUAAUUGAUUGCACUGAAGUUUAUACUGAUACACCUUCAAGGGUCGACGAAAGAAUACACAUGUUUUCUCAAUAUAAAGGUGGUUAUACAGCAAAAUUUUUGUUGGGCAUAAGUCCAUCUGGGAUGAUAACCUUCUUAUCACGAUCGUACGCUGGACGUUCCACUGACUCAUUCAUAGUCAACGAUUCUGGUUUUCUAAAUUACAUUGAGCCAGGUGAUCAAAUUUUAGCAGAUAAAGGUUUUCCGCAGAUAAAAGCAGAGGCUCUACAACGUAAUUGCACAGUAGUAAUUCCACCCUUUGCAUUUAAUCCUCAAUUCACUAAAGAAGAAGUCUUAGAACAAUAUUCAAUCGCCUCAGUAAGAAUACAUAUUGAGAGGGCGAUACAGCGAGUAAAAAUUUUCAAGAUACUGCAACAUCUCAACACUGAAUUGUUUGAAACAAUAGAUGAGAUCAUGUACGUUAUUUGUGCACUGGCUAAUCAUAAAGAGCCAUUAAUUAAAAAAAAUAAAUAA
Phymastichus coffea is the source of this 1419-nucleotide messenger RNA. RefSeq lists its product as uncharacterized. The transcript is spliced from 3 exons. The record is from RefSeq and is a predicted model, not a curated record. Lineage: Eukaryota; Metazoa; Arthropoda; Insecta; Hymenoptera; Eulophidae. The coding region runs from base 1 to 1419 and encodes 472 amino acids.